Molecule: messenger RNA, 1375 nt
Organism: Prorocentrum cordatum
Lineage: Eukaryota; Dinophyceae; Prorocentrales; Prorocentraceae
Source: the annotation of a GenBank genome assembly
AGAGCGGUGCGCGGCGGGCCGCGCUUCGACGCUUUCCCGAGACCGCUUGAGGCGGAGGUGUGCCGCAGGCCCUCCGAGGGGCACCGCGGGGCGAUGGAGAGCUCGGGCCGCCGCAGGCGCGCGGCAGCGGCGCUCGCCGCCCUGGCCACAGCGGUGGUGGCGCCGCUGGGCUUCACCGCCGCGCCGCGGCAGCAGCGCCCGGCGGGGCUCGCGCGGGCGCCGCCGGCGGUGGCCUCCUCGAGCCUGCGCCCAGUGGCGGCUGCGAGCCCGCGCGACGGGACGAGGGUGUCGAUGGGCCCCCGCUUCCAGGGCAUCAGCUCCCCCAUGAGACAGGACAAGCUGGAGGCAAAGAUGGGAUUGUACCAGUACGAGUUUGAGGAGGACGGCGGGAUGUAUGACAUUAUCAAGUACCCUCUGCUUACGGAGAAGGCCUGCAUGCUGAUGGAAGAGUAUAACACCUACACCUUUCUCGUCGACCGCCGCGCCAACAAGCCACAGAUCCGAGCUGCAGUGGAGACCGUCUUCGGCGUGAAGGUGAAGAAGUGCAACACGCUGAUCCCCAUGGCCAAGUUCACCAGGGAGUUCGGCAGGAAGAUCGGGAGGAAGUCGGUGUACAAGAAGGCGUACUGCGAGUUGGAGGAGGGCUACUCCAUUGACCUCUUCCCCGACGACCCGGAGACGGCCUGAGCGACGCGCCUGGGGUUCUCUCGGGCGACGUGCGCCCUCGUGCCCGCGUGCUCCUGCAGCACUUCUGCAGUGCUCGCUCCUCACGGGAAACUCGAGGUCCUUUCCCCUCGCCUCGUCCCCGUCGCUUCCCUCACGGCUGAUGCUACCGCCACAGCAGUCGUGGCAGGCAUGGGUGCCCGUUCCUGCACCACUUGCGUUGUUGAGGACGAUCAAUGGAAAGGAAGCAUGUUGCCAAAUUAUUUCCAGAUGUCUAAAAAUGUGUUAAGCAUGGUUUAAACAUAAAAAACAAUUUUUAACACAUGUUCGUAACAUGUGUCCGACAUUUUUAAACACAUUUUUCAAAUUCAAUGAUAGGACUGUCAGGGUGUCCAUUGCCGUGACAUCCAUAACUUGCGCUUCCAUGCGCAGACACGGCAGAAUGCUUUCACUUCGUCUGCAGUCGUCAUCUUCGUCAUCGUCUGGGCCAGCUUUUCGUGGAGCACGUGGAAUGACGGGCCGAGCUCGUGCGCACUGGGCAUCUCGGCGGCCUGUGCAGAUGCUUCGGGGAAGCCUGGGCCUCCUGCUGCUGCUCCUGCUGCUACGCAAGGCGUUCCAGACGGACCUGGCCCUUCAGCAAUGGAGAAGCUGAUUUCUCUUCUGCGGCGGAAGUGGUGGAAGGCCUGCGGAAUUCGCCAGAACUGAAGGGAGG